GUUUGCCGGGACAUCCAAUAUUUCAGGCAUAAAAAAGUAUCGGAAAAGCAUGUUCAAAUCAAAUAAAAAUAUUAACUUGAUACAAAUGUAAACUUGUGUUACAAAAGAUUUGUAUAAUCGUAGUAGUACUAAAUUUUUGCUAAGUGAUGGUUUAUGAACAUGAAGAUAGAGGUUUGUUAGAUUCAAAAUGGGUUGGUUCCAGUUCAAUGAUGAUUUAUUAUCGUCCAUAUCAGCUAGAAGCAGAUUUUUCAACAAAUGAUUCCCAGAUGAUGCGUGAAAUCCACUGGAGUGCACAAAGUUCACAAAAUUCUAUCAAUAGAAAACUGUUCAACGAGACUCGUGAAAUAUUCCUAAGCUUGCAAGAAAGUUGUGAAGAAGAAAAACCAACUUUAGAUGUUUUGUUGAAAAUAAGCCACCAGUAUAGAGCUGUUAUUCAGUCAUGUGUUGUAAAAUUAAGAGAAAAAAUAAAACUAGAAAGAGAUAAAGUGAUUUCUGAAGAUAUGAAAACACAGCUGGAUUUGUUAAUUAUUAUGGAAUUGUUGUGGCAUUUAUGCGAAGGCCUUUUUAUUGAAUCUCAAGCAGGAGGUUAUUGCAUGAAGCCAUUGUUGAAUUGGGUUAAGUGGCAUUUUGAUGGAAUAAACCAUUCUGUUCAUUUACUCCUCAGUACAGAUGAUCCAUAUAGUGACCCAAUAUAUUGGAAUACUAUAUAUGGCUUAGUGUUACAAGGAAGAUUAUCAGAUGUAUGUGAUCUUUUAAAACAUCAUCCGUAUCGAGAUGAAGGAAGGUUUGAUGCGUUUGAAAAUAUUGAAGAGUUGAUGACAAAAAUGCCGCUACUCCAGGCUCAGGAAGGUCAAUCUGUGACAGAUUUUUUAAAAAAAUGGGAUAUUUGGAGUAAAGAAUGUGAAUCUCGUUUAGAAGGUGGUGAUUUUUCACAAUAUCCAGAGCUUGAAGAGAUAUGUAUGCUUCUUUGUGGCAAAGAUUCUGCACUUCUAAAACAUAAAAAUAUUUGUGAAUCUUGGUAUGAAAUUAUGGUUGCAAAAUUAUUAUAUACCCAGCCAACUGUUUCUACAUUCAAUCUUAAAAAAAUUGCAGUGGACUGUUUAGAGUUGUUUAAUGGUAUUGAUAAUGUUAGUGCAUUGGAUGAAAUUGUUUUGUCAAUAUUAUCAUUCGAUAUCCAUACAGUAGUUGAAAAAUCAAGUGAAAUAUUCCCAAACUGGUGGUUUGUAAUGCAUCUCACAGAUCUGUUAUACCAUUGUGAUUUAUUAAAAAGCUAUAACAUUGACUAUGGUGUUGAGUUACGAGAGUUUUUAUUAUUGGAAUACAGUGCAAGUCUUAUGUCUCAUCCAAGUUUAUGGUCUACUGCAGCUGAAUACUUUCUCAACUCUCCAACUCAUGGAAGGGGUUAUCUUGCUGCUUAUAUUGAAAGGAUACCUUUAGACUGUGAAAAGAAAGCGUUAAAAUUGAUCCAUAUAUGUAAAACACAUGGUUUUCCAGAAUUAAUUCGAGAUAUAUGUAAAGUAAUGGGCAUGAAAGCAAUACGCAGAAAAAGACUUGGUGUAGCUCUUUCUUGGUGUUUACGCUCUAAGGAUGAAGCAUUUGCAUCAAUAAUUACAGAUCAAUUUUUAGACUAUUAUAAAGACACUGGAUGUUUUACACAAUGUGAUUUAAUUGAAAAUCUUGGAUCUUCCAUGCUGCUUCAUAAUAAAUUGACAUUUUUAGGUAAAUACUACGAUUUUCAUAAGUUGUACGCUGAUGGAAACUUUUUAGAAGCAAGCAAUUUAUUAGUAUCUCUUCUAACUUCAAAUCUUGCGCCUAAAAAAUUCUGGUUGUCAAUUUUAAUUGAUGCUCUUCCUUUAUUGGAACAUGAAGAGCUUUUGUUUAACAGUGAGCAGACAUAUGAGUUGAUGCAGUGUCUUGAAGAAUUACAUCUUUGUUUCGAUAGAAAACUUUCAAAAAACAAAGUUGUUUCAGAUGAUGAAAAAGAUCACGUUGAAAUGCUGUCUUUAGCACUAAGUAAUAAUUUGAGUCGAGCUUUGCUGUGCUGAAAGUCACCGUCAUUAAAACACAAGUACCUUAUGUAAUAAUCGGAUUUAGUAAAAUAACUUGCAAUAAAGUUCUAUCCUUUUGAAA
Molecule: messenger RNA, 2130 nt
Organism: Hydra vulgaris (swiftwater hydra)
Lineage: Eukaryota; Metazoa; Cnidaria; Hydrozoa; Anthoathecata; Hydridae
Product: nuclear pore complex protein Nup85
Biological process (GO): protein import into nucleus; mRNA export from nucleus; positive regulation of DNA-templated transcription
Cellular component (GO): nuclear pore outer ring
Molecular function (GO): structural constituent of nuclear pore
Source: RefSeq, a predicted model, not a curated record